Messenger RNA from Auanema sp. JU1783, 1158 nucleotides. Lineage: Eukaryota; Metazoa; Nematoda; Chromadorea; Rhabditida; Rhabditidae. The record is from the annotation of a GenBank genome assembly.
AUGAAUGAUCCAGGACAGAGACAUAGCGAUAAGAAAAAAGAUAAAAAGGAACAAGAGAAGAAACCUAAAAAGAAAAACUUCAUAAAAAGGGCUUUCCUGAGAGAGAAGGAUGACGAAGUAGAAGAUGUCACACAUGGCGUCAAAAAAGACAGAGAACAUGUUUUUAAAAGUUCUGAUCAGAAUCAUAACUUUUUCAAAGAUACUCCAGCCUAUCGUUGGUCCAUGAAUAUAAUGACUAAUAAGACUGUUAAAGCUCUGUCAACUGAGUUUUCACAAAAUAAGCGUGUUAAACCCCAGGAAUACUCAACGAAUGUUUAUAGUAGAAAUGAGACGAAGAAUAGAUAUAACGAUAUCCUUUGUAUGGACUCAACGAGAGUUGUUUUGAAAGGUCGUCCGCAAGAUGAAGAUUACAUACAUGCCAGCUGGAUGACAAUGCAAGAUGGACAAAAAUAUAUUUGUACACAGGGUCCCAUGUCUGAGACGUUAGAAGAUUUUUGGCAUAUGGUAUAUACAGAGAAGAGUUGUGUUAUUGUGAUGCUAUGUGGUCUGAUAGAAGCUAAUCUCGAGAAAUGCGCCAGAUAUUUUCCCAAAGUUAAAGGAAAAGUUGAAGAGUUUGGUCAAUAUCGAGUUUCUAUACGAGAUGUUAGGACAGAUCCCAUUGACGGUGUGCGUCAUCAAAUUCUAGAAUGUGAACUGAAUGGACAAAGUUUGUUGGUUCAUCAUCUUAUCCAUCCCAGUUGGCCUGAUCAUGUUGUACCUGAAAACGCCAGUGUUACCGUUAAUCUUUUCCUAUUAGCUAGAAAGCUGUCUGGAGGCAGACCAAUUACUGUUCACUGUUCAGCAGGUAUAGGUAGGACAGCAACUUUCGUAGGCUUGGAUUAUGCUUCCCAGAAAAUAAGAAAAGAUGAGAACUCCUCGAUGGUGGAAGUAUUACGCGAACUUCGAACUCAGCGUUUCCAUGCUAUCCAAUCACCUUUACAAUAUAUUUUUCUUCACGUUUGUAUUAUAGAGCUAUUUGCUUUGGAAGGUUUAGUGCCUAGAAAAGGAAAAUUCCAGGAAUACAUGGACCACUAUGACAAUACAAUGAAACGAUAUGCUGCACGCCAAGCUAAGAAUGAUCGAACGAGUGGUCAACCUGCUACGGCAGAAAACAAAUAG